Messenger RNA from Grosmannia clavigera kw1407, 246 nucleotides. Its product is annotated as small nuclear ribonucleoprotein. The record is from RefSeq and is a predicted model, not a curated record. The transcript is spliced from 3 exons. NCBI's taxonomy places the organism in Eukaryota, Fungi, Ascomycota, Sordariomycetes, Ophiostomatales, Ophiostomataceae. Gene Ontology annotation, biological process: mRNA splicing, via spliceosome. Gene Ontology annotation, molecular function: RNA binding. Gene Ontology annotation, cellular component: U6 snRNP; U4/U6 x U5 tri-snRNP complex; precatalytic spliceosome. The coding region runs from base 1 to 246 and encodes 81 amino acids.
AUGUCGGCCCUUUUAUACGGCUACGUCGAGAAAAAGGUACUCGUUCUCACGGUACUGCAGUCUGCUAUCGAGCGUGUGAUCAAUACUCCUGACGAUGCCGAGCCGUCGGCCGAGGUGCCACUGGGCCUCUACAUUGUGCGUGGUGAUAAUGUGUGCAGCGUCGGAUUGGUGGACGAGGAGCUGGAUGCGUCUAUAGACUGGAGCAAGGUCAAGGGCAGUGUAAUUGGAACGACAAAACAUGUCUGA